This is a messenger RNA of Gongylonema pulchrum, 597 nucleotides long. The record is from the annotation of a GenBank genome assembly. Lineage: Eukaryota; Metazoa; Nematoda; Chromadorea; Rhabditida; Gongylonematidae.
AUGGAUAACAGUCGUUGUACAACACUGAUGCGUUAUAUCAAUAUGAUUGGGCAGAUUGUUCGGAACUACUUCUCUGCAACCGGUGGAAUGGUAACAUUUUUUGCGCCCUACAAUGAAGCAUUCGAGCGAAUCCCGGAAUACAUUGAGAGAAGGAUUUUAAGGGAUCGAAUUUGGCUUGAACAAAUCCUCAAAUAUCAUAUUGUGCCAGCAAAAGAGCUAACGAGUAGCGAAAUUACUAAUGAAACAAUAGUGAACACUGUGGACACCAUUCAUCAGUUGUAUUUUAUACGAGGAGAAUGGCCGAAAAAUAAUAUCACUUAUUACGUUAUCGGUGGUGGCGUUCGGGCAACAAUUCUUGUGGAUAAUGUGGCCGCCGUAAAUGGUAUCGUACAUUACAUCGACCGUGUACUUGGUGUGCCAUAUAAAACACUAUAUGAGCAUAUGCGGAAUGAUUCUAGGCUACAGACAUCCUAUUUAAUGCUCCAGAAUUUACAAAUUCGAUAUUCUCUGGAUCCGUGGCAAGUUUUAACGCCGCAGCAAAAUUUUACGUUUUUUGUGCCAACGAACGAAGCAUGGGAUAAGUUAUCCUAUCAGUAG